Molecule: messenger RNA, 1638 nt
Organism: Portunus trituberculatus (swimming crab)
Lineage: Eukaryota; Metazoa; Arthropoda; Malacostraca; Decapoda; Portunidae
Exons: 10
Coding region: 1-1473 (490 amino acids)
Source: RefSeq, a predicted model, not a curated record
AUGCAUCUACAAAGUAAUUCAGCUUCCAGUGAAGACGGUCUGCGGGGGUCAGGGCCGAUCGUGCAUCUGAUGGAGAUGAUUGUCUUCUACUUAAAGACAUGUUUGGCGUUCGUGGUUCCCGAAGACAGGUUGUUUGGGGUGCGGCUUCCUAACGGCACCUGGAAUGGCAUCUUUGGCUUGAUACAGGAACAGGUUAGUGAAAAAGACCACAAGAGGUCUUACUGGAGCUUACUUAGUAGGUACUCCAGUGUAGCAGCAGCACUCAGCCUUACGCCGCCUGAUAUUGUCCUGCAGAAGGUGGACAUGAGUGGCGUGCCGCUCAUUACUUCGCCGGAACGCUUCAGAUUAUUUGACACCGGGGAGUGGGUUCUAUCAGGUUUCCGCUCCAUCGCGCACAAGCGUCCCACACCUGAGGCAGACAUCCUAGGCUUCAUUAAGCCCUUCACCAUGCAGGUAAGUUUGUUUGGGGACUCUUCCUCGGGACUGUUCUCGCUGUGUGGAUGUGUCUGUGGGCCACGCAGAGCCUUCAGCGCUCUAACGUUAGAAAAUUCCAUCUUUGCGGCCUUGAAGAUAGUUGUGUAUGCCUCGGCCUGGCUGCCGCGCGGUGGUGUGCGGCUGGCUGCUGGCGUGUGGAUGUUGCUGACCCUCGUCCUCACUCAAAUGUAUCGCUCCAACCUGAAGGCCAUGAUGAUUCUGCCGCGCCUACCCCUGCCCUUUGAUUCUCUGGAGGAGCUCAUCGAGUCAGGCAUCUCCUGCUACGUGGUUCCCGCCACCAAGCUCCACAAUGCAAUUCUGGUAAACACACGUCUGAUUAUGCAUUGCGGGAAGCCCUACCAUUCAAAGGGUUCAUGUUUUUGCUUCACUGGUGGUCUUUUUUUGUCGCAAAUUAAUGACGCAGACCCUGACAGCCAAUUUGGUCGUUUUCGAAGUCAGAUAGUGGUUCACAACAACCAAGGUAGAGCCAUCCGCGACCUCAUCCAAGGCAAACACGCCGCCGUGGCCGUCCAUAUCGCCCUGCUCAACAUCAUCCAUAGUACUUAUCGUAAUACGGCGACCUGUCCCAUUUACAUUGCCUCGGAGGCUGUACAACCUGAAUGGAACUUUUUUGUAUAUGAGAAGAAUUCCUCGUUGAGAGUCAAAGUGGACAUGAUUAUUAGGAGGUUGAGGGAGGCCGGUAUUCUGGAGAGACUUUUCAUGGAGGAGCAACGUGAUGCCCGAUACUGCCUCCAGGGGGGCGCCUCGGAUCCCCUGGUCAACAAGUUGCGUGCCCUCGAGUUCAAAGACUACUACGGCGUCCUUAUGGUGUAUUGCGGAGGAAUGAUGCUCGCGGCCAUGACUCUACUGAUGGAGGUGGUGCGCGGAGUUGUCAACACCACACACGGGUCUUCCAUUAUUUAUCCCUUUGUGUCUGUCCCACCUGCUCGUGUACCCUGGAUUGGCGCACUUCCUGCCGCCCCUGCCGGGUUGAAGUGAAGCGUUACGUACUACGUCCAGACAGUGUAGCUAUACCGCGUAGCCUGCCACUGACCAUUGCUCAUGCUGGAACUAAAUUGAACUCCGAAUGUUAUCUGCCUUGACAUGCAAUAUAACAAGAAUAUAAUAAAAAAUGAACACUAAAUGAUUCUCUCUCUCUCUCUC